AUGUCGGUGUCAUCGCCAAUGUUCAAGAUCACCCAAACGACAGUUUCGUCAAUCAAGUCCAUUCCAUCAUGCUCUGAGACCGCCAGCACAACUUUCUUCGCCCACGGAUGCAACUGCCUCGGCAACUGGGGCGCAGGAAUUGCCCUGGAGCUAAAGGAACUCUUCCCUAAUGCCUUUGAGGCUGACAGACAGAGCUGUCGGGAAGUUCCAAGCAGAGCUAGUCUUCCUGGAACGUGUCUGCUCAUAUCCUAUGAGACUCCAUCGCCCCUCGCUUCCACCAACCCAGCCGCACCACAGGUCUCCAUCGCGUGUCUGCGCACCAGCCUUGGGUUCGGCAGACCAAAUCAGAAACUAGGUAAUCCCGGGCUGGACAACAAGGAACGGGUGGUCAUGCAGACACGAUUGGCCUUGCGAGACUUCCGAGCGCAGUUGGAGCAGAUGGGCGAGGAGCGGCAGAAGGAAAUUGUGAUCUGGUCCCCCAAGUUCAAUUCAGGUGCAUUCAAAGUGCCGUGGGAGGAGACCGAGAGCCUUGUCGAGGAGGUGUUUGCCGGUUGGGCUGGGAAGUGGUGUGUAAUGCAGCCGCCGCCUGUCGCAGAGCUCAAGCAGUGGUACGGACGGCGAGGUGCCAAGAAGUAG
This is a messenger RNA of Diaporthe amygdali, 636 nucleotides long. Its product is annotated as ADP-ribose 1''-phosphate phosphatase. The transcript has a single exon. The record is from RefSeq and is a predicted model, not a curated record. Bases 1 to 636 code for a protein of 211 amino acids. Gene Ontology annotation, biological process: peptidyl-glutamate ADP-deribosylation. NCBI's taxonomy places the organism in Eukaryota, Fungi, Ascomycota, Sordariomycetes, Diaporthales, Diaporthaceae.